Messenger RNA from Zingiber officinale, 3598 nucleotides. RefSeq names its product DNA topoisomerase 1 beta-like. The transcript is spliced from 16 exons. Gene Ontology annotation, cellular component: nucleolus; chromosome. Lineage: Eukaryota; Viridiplantae; Streptophyta; Magnoliopsida; Zingiberales; Zingiberaceae. Gene Ontology annotation, biological process: DNA topological change; DNA replication; chromosome segregation. The coding region runs from base 398 to 3205 and encodes 935 amino acids. The record is from RefSeq and is a predicted model, not a curated record. Gene Ontology annotation, molecular function: DNA topoisomerase type I (single strand cut, ATP-independent) activity; DNA binding.
AACAAUAAACUGAUGCUUCAAGCUUCAUUCAGUGCUGCGAAGGAAAGGCGAGGGCGAAUAAACCCGACGGCGGCCAGCCGAUCGACACCGAUUUCUUCAUCGCGCAGCAAAAAUAAGCUCCGAAAUCGAUGUAGAUUUCGGACGCAAAGAGCAAUAAGCGAGAGAAUCUGAGGGAGCGGGCGAAGGACCAGAGGCAAGCUGGAGGAUUACUCAUCAAAACCCUAACCGCUUCCCCGACUUAUAAAUCUUAAACGGCCGCAGUAAUCGCACCUCGGAAUUUGCUACUGCUUCCUUUCCUCUUGCUUAUCCGCGUCAUCCCAGGUUCCGCCUCUAAGAAGCCAGUUUGCCGGUUCCAUCGGUAGAACCUGAUCUAUUUGGUCAAACUAAUAUAUAGCUAAUGUCGGUUCAUGGUUGCAUCAAUGCAGUUAUGAAUGACAGCGAAGAAGAUGAUGAUGCACCUUUGGUUUUUAGGAGGGCAAACUCUUCAUCAAAGCAACGUCACUUGAGCUCUACUUCAAAGAAGACUGAUACUCAAAAGGAUGCCGGCUCUAAUCUUGUUUCUAACCAAAUUGCUCAGAAUGGUGAGAGCUCACAUUUGCAAAAUGUUAAGUUACUCUCUAAGGCAUCUAGUGAGAAGCCUCCUUUGGCUCGCCCAAAUGUGGGAUCUUUGCAACCUGCAUCCCACAAUAAAUUAAUAACCAAUGAUGCAAAUCCGAAACCCAAGGAUGGGUUAUCUGAUUCAGAUGAUGAUAAACCAUUAAGCCAUACACUUAACUCAACAUCUGUAGCUGUUCAGAGAAAACGUUCCAUGGAAGUAGAGAAAAUAUGCAUGCAUUCUAAAGGGGAUAACUUUACAAGUGGAAGUGCAGGAAACAUGGAUUUGAGCAAGUCAAACAUAAAAAGUGAGAAUUCUGAUGAUGAUAAACCAUUGAGUUUGAAAUACUCUUCAUCUGGUAUAGUCAACAGAAGUGCCUCGUUACAGGCCGUGAAGGCUUCUCAAAGUACAAAGCCUUUACCUCUAUCUGUGAAAUUAACUUCAAAGACCAAAGAAGAAUCUGAUGACUCGGAAGAUGAAAAACCACUUCUUUCCAGGUUUCAGUCCAAGGCAAUUGGUGGUUCAUCUAUGAAAGACUCCAAUGUAGCUGAGAAGUCAUCUUCUAAGUCGAAGUUAAAUGGUUCUGACAAGAAGGACAAAAGCAGUGAUGAGAACUCUGCCAAGGGUGGUCAAAAGCGGCCCCUUUCUGGUGCCAAUCCUGCUGAUUCUUCAUCAAUUAAGAAGUCAAAACUUUCAGAUUCUUCAGCUUCUGUGAAGGUUAAACAGGAAGAUUUUGUUAAGAAAGAAAGUAAAACAGAUGAUAAUGAUCACUUACCAAUUGCACAAAGAAUGAAAAAAACAGUGUCAUCUAACAGUGCAUCAAUCAGCAAGAAUGCAUUGCACAAAACUACUAGCUCGUCACUCAAGAAGAGUAACAUUAAAAUGAAGAAAAAGAUGAAGGAUUCUAAAUUUUCCAAGUCAUUGAAGAUGCCUCCGGGUUCUGGUGGGGGGCAGAAAUGGACUACCUUGGAGCACAAUGGUGUUAUAUUUCCUCCUCCUUACAAGCCUCACGGGGUUAAAAUGCUAUAUAAGGGACAACCAGUUGAUUUGACACCUGAACAAGAGGAGGUUGCAACAAUGUUUGCUGUCAUGAAGGACACAGAUUAUGCUAGCAAAAAGCAAUUUAUUGAAAACUUUAUGCAUGACUGGCGACUUAUGCUUGGUAAAAAUCACAUCAUUAAGAAGUUCGAGCUAUGUGAUUUUACCCCAAUAUAUGAGUGGCAUCUAAAAGAGAAGGAGAAGAAGAAGCAAAUGACUUCCGAGGAAAAGAAGGUUGCAAAGGAAGAAAAAUUGAAACAAGAGGAGAAAUACAUGUGGGCUAUUGUUGAUGGUGUGAAAGAGAAGGUUGGGAACUUCAGAGUCGAACCUCCAGGAUUAUUCCGAGGCCGAGGAGAGCAUCCAAAGAUGGGCAAGUUGAAACAGAGAAUUAGGCCAAAAGAUAUUACAAUCAACAUAGGGAAAGAUGCACCAAUUCCAGAAUGCCCAAUACCUGGUGAAAGAUGGAAAGAAAUAAAGCACGAUAACACUGUUACAUGGUUGGCAUUCUGGAAUGAUCCAAUCAAUCCAAAAGAAUUCAAGUAUGUUUUUCUGGCAGCGAGUAGUUCAUUAAAAGGGCAAAGUGAUAAAGAGAAGUAUGAGAAAGCUAGGCUGCUGAAGGAUUAUAUACAAAAUAUCCGUGCAAACUAUACAAGAGAUUUCAAUAGUAAAGAUCCAACUAAGCGACAAAUUGCAGUGGCAACUUAUCUUAUUGAUAAGCUAGCACUUAGGGCAGGCAAUGAAAAGGAUGAUGAUGAGGCUGAUACCGUUGGUUGCUGUACUUUAAAGGUGGAGAAUGUAGAGCUGGUCCCUCCAAAUAAGCUGAAGUUUGACUUCUUAGGUAAAGAUUCUAUUCGAUACUUGAACACUGUGGAGGUUGAACCACCUGUCUAUAAAGCAAUCGGCGAUUUUCAAACCGCUAAAAGGAGUAAUGGUGGUAAGAAAGACAAGGGUGACGAUCUGUUUGACUUGUUGGACACAAGCAAACUCAACACACAUCUCAAGGAACUCAUGCCUGGACUUACUGCAAAAGUUUUCCGUACAUACAACGCUUCUAUCACAUUGGAUGCUAUAUUAAAUAAGGAAACUAAGGAUGGCACCGCACCUGAGAAAAUUGCAGUCUAUCAGCAUGCAAACAAAGAAGUUGCAAUUAUCUGUAACCAUCAGCGCAGCGUCUCCAAGUCUCAUGAAAAUCAGAUGUCUAAGUUGAAUGAAAAGAUAAAUGAUUUGAAGGCACAAAGGGAGGAAUUGUCGACGGAUCUGAACAGGGCUAGGAAAGGGAAGCCUCCACUCAAAGAUAAAGAAGGAAAGACGAAGAAAAACUUGGCCCCUGAAGCGAUCGGAAAGAAGAUUGCUCAGAUUGAUGCAAAGAUAGAAAAGAUGGAAAUUGAUAAACAAAUAAAAGAGGAUCUGAAAACAGUUGCACUUGGAACAUCAAAAAUCAAUUACCUAGAUCCGAGAAUAUCAGUCGCAUGGUGCAAGAGACAUGAAGUUCCAAUUGAGAAGAUAUUCAACAAAUCACUACUAGCGAAAUUUGCAUGGUCAAUGGACGUAGAUCCCAACUUCAGAUUCUAGCCCUGCUUGAUUCAUACACCCAGUAGACAAACUUUCAAGCUAUUCAAUUUUCAGAUUCAAGGAAAUUCCAUCAAUCUUGCUAGUUUGCUAGAUUGUUCUCUAAAAGACUCGCAGAGAUCCAGAAGAACAGUUCGCUAUACAUGUUAUUCGAUUCAAAUUAUCAGAGAACUCAAGUUUGUAUUUCCGUAUAUGCACGUCAUAUAUCGAUAGUGAGAUGAACUGGUGGCCUUGGCUUUGGUUCUUUUCAGGCACCAAAACGUAGUUGAUGCUAGCGAGAUGAUGUUAUUGUCAUUAGAAUGUAACUUAACUUUAAUGCAAACUCUUUGAAGAUCUUCUUAAGAUGAUUUCAGUUAUUAAGAUGGACAUUAAUAAAAAUUUAGUUGUGUAUGAAAA